AUGGGAGAUCAAGAAGGAAAAAUUAAAAAUCAAUAUAUUUCUUGGUCGCCCGAAGAAACCAAAACAUUGUUGCGCUUGUUGGUCGAUGGCGUUAAUCAGAAUUGGACUGAUGCGAGUGGUAAAUUCAAUAAACUUACCGUGGAACAACGAAUAUUACCGGAGUUAAACAAAAUUUGUGGAUCUAAGAAAACCUUUUCCCAAUACAAAAACAAAACAAAGAUUCUGAAGAAAAAACACAAGGGUUUUGUAGAUCUUCUUCGUUUUAGUUCAGGAUUUGGUUGGGAUAAGGACACGAAGAAAUUUACUGCUCCAAAUGAAGUAUGGAAUGAAUACCUCCAGGGACACAAGAAAGAUACGUAUUUACGUGAUGAUACGUUUGAAGAUUUUGAAGACCUAGAGAAGGUCUAUGGACAAAACAUUGCAAAAGGAAAUAAUACAGUGGGGACGUAUAAGAAGACACUCACAAUGAAGCUACGUUGUUUCGAAGUGAAAUGGUUGUAA
This is a messenger RNA of Brassica oleracea var. oleracea, 501 nucleotides long. RefSeq lists its product as uncharacterized. The coding region runs from base 1 to 501 and encodes 166 amino acids. The record is from RefSeq and is a predicted model, not a curated record. The transcript is spliced from 3 exons. NCBI's taxonomy places the organism in Eukaryota, Viridiplantae, Streptophyta, Magnoliopsida, Brassicales, Brassicaceae.